GGUGACCGGCAUGGUCCUGUCGGUGCUCGCCGGCGUCUGCCUGGCCGCCACCCUCGCCAUGUUCGCCACCGGCCUGUCUGACCUGCGCCAGAUGUUGGCGACUAAGAGUGUGGAGAACAUCCAGUUCCUGCCCUUCCUCACCACUGAUGCCAACAACCUGAGCUGGUUGGGCUAUGGCUGCCUGAAGGGGGAUGGGACCGUGAUCACCGUCAAUGCCAUCGGGGCAACUCUGCAGACCCUCUACAUCCUGGUGUAUCUCUACUACAGCCCUGCCAAGCGCCCCGUGCUGCUGCAGGUCGUGCUGCUCCUGGCUGUGGUGGUCACUGGCUAUGGCUACUUCACCAACCUGGUUGACACAGGGAUGCGCCUGACACACCUGGGGCUCUUCUGCAGUGUCUUCACCAUCACCAUGUACCUCUCACCACUGGCUGACCUGGCCAAGGUUAUCCGGAGCAAGUCGACGCGGUGCCUGUCCUUUCCCCUGACCGUCACCACCCUUGUGGCCUCCAGCAGCUGGACACUCUAUGGCCUGCAGCUCCAUGAUCCCUACAUCACAGUCCCCAAUGUGCCAGGGAUCGUCACCAGCCUCGUGCGGUUCUGGCUCUUCCAGCGGUACAGGCCAGAGAAGGACAAGCCCUACAGCCCCCUGCCCGCCUGAGAGGUCCCCUAAGGAGCACCCCAACUCUGGCCUGGGCUGGCCCCACCACUGUCCCCUUGGCCCCUGCCAGUGGGACACCAGGAAGGACCUCCUGCCUCCAGCCCUGCAUCCUUCAGCGAAGGCCCUGGAGCUCUCAGCAAUGCUUUUGGGGUGCCAUAAGCCCCUCAAAUCCCAGGGUGGGAGGAUAGUUUUCCAUGCCCAUGGCCCUGCCUGGCACCGGGAUGGGUCUUUCAGGGGUCCAGGUGUCAUUUUUGUAUGGAUUCAAGUGCCUUUUAAUAAAUCAGAGACUUCCCAGC
This is a messenger RNA of Sturnus vulgaris (Common starling), 954 nucleotides long. It is a transcript of the gene SLC50A1, whose product is annotated as solute carrier family 50 member 1. Gene Ontology annotation, cellular component: membrane. Lineage: Eukaryota; Metazoa; Chordata; Aves; Passeriformes; Sturnidae. Gene Ontology annotation, biological process: carbohydrate transport. The record is from RefSeq and is a predicted model, not a curated record. Gene Ontology annotation, molecular function: sugar transmembrane transporter activity.